CAAAACAAAAAAAAAUCAACCAGUACAUUCUAAUUUCAGGUUUCUUAGGCAAGGAAAGGCAAGCCUCUGUGAAGCGCAAUACUUCCUUUAUCUCUCCCAAAAGUUACCCCUUGCGAUUUAAAAUGCUAUCCUGCGUAAAAAAGACUGCGAGAACUACUUAGCUUCAGCUUUUCAUCAUAGGUAGGGAUUCAAUCGUCAAUCCACCAUGACCGACGUGGAGUCAGACGCAGUCUCUACUACCCGAACUAGAUGUUUCAGCACGAUUAAAGACAAAAUCACGAAAACACUCUCAGCUGCUGGUGGACGUCCAGCUAUCCCAGGAAUUAUCACCAACAACAAGAUCACUCUAAAGAACAUGGUCAUUUCCCUAGCAGUGCUGGGGCUCGAGGUUCUGCUUUACUCCGAGGUCUUUGACUGCCCCGUGAAGCAUCAUGAAAUCUAUGCUCUCUCCUGGUUGUGCGCCCCACCAGCGAUCAUUUUCUUUGUCAACCUGCUUAUCAUUGGAGACAUUUGGAAACUUUCCGACCGGUGUCUAGUACGCGACUAUUAUCAUUUUGGCUACUUUUGUGGCCACACUGUUCCCAGCAUCGUCAAAGCGAUGGCAGGAGCAUCUGUCUGGUUGAUCUUGGCAUUUUACAGAAAGGAUUAUUACGUCUGUGCAGAGGUAGGACCGGAUAUCCGAGAGAUAAACGAAACUGAUCCAGAGAAGCUUAAAGAAUACGACAUUGCAGUAGAGACCGCUGGUGCCGAAUCUCAAAUUUUCGCCUGGGCAAUAUUUUUGCUCAUGGUUUUCUUAACUUCUGUAAUGGUCAUCAGCAAGAAUUGUUGUCUGAAGGACCAAGACAUCCUAGACGACAUGCGCAUCUUUGAAGAACGCGAGGCAAAAUGGGCUAAGAAAACUUUUACUGAGUUCGCUAGGGGUUUGCACGAUGAAGAAAUAACAAAUGAGAACGAAACUGGUGGCCAGGAAAAGGAGAGAGAAGACGAGGUUAAGAUUACACUCUACCCCAACGGAAUUCCGGAAAAAUUUGGCGAAAGAAUGGUGACAGAAAUGUUCAAAGGUUAUAAGGAGAAAAAUCCAAAAUGGCAUUAUCGUGAUGCUUACGACCAGUUCAAAAAGCUCUAUCCUAGAGCUGCUAAUGGCCAUCCAGGAAAUAGAUGGAGCACAACACAUCUAUCAAAGCAAUUUGCGAAAAAAGCCUAUGCCGUGAACACUGAUGAAAACACCAAGCUGCCGGUCCACCAAACAAGAUAUGGUAGCACAAGUUUGGGAAAUGCAGAAGAUGGCAUUUACAACCAAUGAUGAAAUCACACAGGAACCCGCCGAAACGGACAGUCUCAUCGGAAACACUUCAUCUGAGCUAAAUUAACGGAGGUUUUUGUUAGAAAGAACAUUUUUUAACAUACCUUUGCA
Messenger RNA from Stylophora pistillata, 1414 nucleotides. RefSeq lists its product as uncharacterized. Gene Ontology annotation, cellular component: plasma membrane. Gene Ontology annotation, molecular function: monoatomic cation channel activity. The record is from RefSeq and is a predicted model, not a curated record. Lineage: Eukaryota; Metazoa; Cnidaria; Anthozoa; Scleractinia; Pocilloporidae.